UGUUUGCGGCCGGCGGCGUCAGUAGCUACUGCGGUCCCUUCGCCGUCUCCUCAGCGGCUCCAGCCCCAGCUGCCCUUCCAGCCCUUCGCGUCGCCGCUGGCGCCGCCGCCCGACGCGCAGGCCGCUGCGGGCCGCGGAGCCCAUGAGGGCGCGGGCCCUGCCGCCGCGUUCGCGGCGUCGCCGUCGUCCGAGAGCGUCCCGAGCCGGCGCGGGCAUGGCCGCGGCAUGAGUGCCGAGCCGCCGCCGGAGCCGGAGGACCAGGCGGCGUCGGAGCCCGCGGCGGGAGCCAUGCCGGAGAAGCGCCCGGGCGCGCAGACCGCUGGCGGCAUUUCGCUACAAGGCUUUGGCAGACCAAGUGUAUACCAUGCUGCUAUUGUCAUCUUCCUAGAAUUCUUUGCGUGGGGCUUGUUGACAACUCCAAUGUUAACUGUUCUACAUGAAACAUUUCCUCAACAUACAUUCCUCAUGAAUGGUCUCAUUCAAGGUGUAAAGGGCCUGCUGUCUUUUCUGAGUGCCCCCCUCAUAGGCGCUCUGUCUGAUGUGUGGGGGAGGAAACCCUUUCUCCUCGGCACCGUGUUCUUCACCUGCUUCCCAAUUCCACUGAUGAGGAUCAGCCCUUGGUGGUACUUUGCGAUGAUUUCUGUGUCUGGAGUCUUCUCGGUCACAUUCUCUGUGAUAUUUGCCUAUGUAGCUGAUGUCACUCAAGAACAUGAGCGAAGUACUGCUUAUGGAUGGGUCUCGGCCACCUUUGCAGCCAGUCUGGUCAGCAGCCCGGCCAUUGGAGCCUACCUUUCAGCCAGUUACGGAGACAGCCUUGUUGUGCUGGUGGCCACAGUGGUGGCUCUUCUGGACAUCUGUUUCAUCUUACUGGCUGUUCCAGAAUCUCUGCCGGAGAAAAUGAGACCGCUUUCCUGGGGAGCUAAGAUUUCUUGGAAACAAGCCGACCCGUUUGCGUCACUGAAGAAGGUUGGAAAAGAUUCUACUGUCUUAUUAAUUUGCAUCACCGUAUUUCUUUCAUACCUUCCUGAGGCUGGACAGUAUUCAAGUUUUUUUCUCUAUCUCAGACAGGUCAUAGGUUUUGGAUCUGUUAAGAUUGCAGCAUUCAUAGCUAUGGUAGGCAUUCUGUCUAUUGUGGCUCAGACCGUCUUUCUUACCAUCUUGAUGAGAUCAUUAGGGAAUAAGAAUACUGUCCUCCUGGGCUUGGGCUUCCAGAUGUUCCAGUUAGCCUGGUAUGGUUUUGGAUCUCAGGCCUGGAUGAUGUGGGCAGCAGGGACGGUAGCCGCCAUGUCCAGCAUCACAUUUCCAGCAGUCAGCGCCCUUGUCUCUCGGAAUGCAGAGUCCGAUCAGCAAGGCGUUGCCCAGGGGAUCAUAACUGGAAUAAGAGGGCUGUGUAACGGCCUGGGCCCGGCGCUGUACGGCUUCAUAUUCUACAUGUUCCACGUGGAACUGACGGAGUUGGAACCGGAACUGAGUUCUGACAACGCUGCCCUGCAGGGAGCUGUCAUCCCAGGCCCACCGUUUUUGUUUGGGGCGUGUAUAGUUCUUAUGUCCUUCCUGGUUGCCUUAUUCAUCCCUGAAUACCGCAAAGGCAGUGGAACCCAAAAACACAGCAACAGCAUCAGCGGCAGCCUGACGAACCCCCCCGGGCGGGGCAGUGACGAGGACAUCGAGCCACUGCUGCAAGACAGCAGCAUCUGGGAGCUCUCUUCCUUCGAGGAGGCUGGGAAUCAGUGCACUGAGCUGUGAACUUGCCAGAAAGGGGGAUUCUGUGGACGCCUUCUCUGAGAGCCGCGGGAGCCACACCACACGGAGACUUCAUGGUGCUGGAGGGGAGAUGCUAGUGGCGUCCUUCAGGGACAGGUUUGAGAAGUGACCCUCUCCAUCCCUUUGCCCCCCCCCGCCCCCACUUCUUUUCCUUUUCUUCUUUUUGUGGUAUAUUAGAACAAGAUCUAAAGUACUUUCCUGCAAAUUUUGCGAUCUUCAAAGUCAUCUGGAAUCCACACUUUGA
Molecule: messenger RNA, 2008 nt
Organism: Lontra canadensis (Northern American river otter)
Lineage: Eukaryota; Metazoa; Chordata; Mammalia; Carnivora; Mustelidae
Gene: SLC71A2
Product: major facilitator superfamily domain containing 14B
Exons: 12
Coding region: 226-1746 (506 amino acids)
Biological process (GO): transmembrane transport
Cellular component (GO): membrane
Molecular function (GO): transmembrane transporter activity
Source: RefSeq, a predicted model, not a curated record